Messenger RNA from Triticum aestivum (bread wheat), 1788 nucleotides. RefSeq lists its product as uncharacterized. The transcript has 3 exons. Bases 50 to 1588 code for a protein of 512 amino acids. The record is from RefSeq and is a predicted model, not a curated record. Lineage: Eukaryota; Viridiplantae; Streptophyta; Magnoliopsida; Poales; Poaceae.
CAUCGAUCGCCUCGUGAGAUCUGGAGUCGACGAAACGCCUAACACUGAGAUGGAGAGUGGAAACCGUUCCAAUCCGAGGAAGAACAGUAGCAGUAAGUCCAAUCGAGUUGCGCCUCCUGAGAGUCUAGGGCGCUUGCUGCAGCAACUCAAGGAGGAGAAGGAAAAACUCAAGGAGGGGAAGUCGGAGGCGACGUCGGAACGAGUUAAUUCACUCCGGGAGGAAAUCAAGGCGUUGCGCCUCGACCUAUUUGGUGGUCAGGGAGGAACCCGCGGCAUGUCGACGCAGCCGAUGAUCCAUCCAGCGCCUCGCGAGUCCAGAAAGAUGGAAGGGAAAUCUGCUUCCGGUUCCGGUAAGCAGCAGCAUCAGCUUGUUUCUUGCAGACCCCAUGAGAAUGAGAUCCGUCAGUCUCGUGCCGCCGCUCCGCCGGCGACGCCCCACCAUGAUUCAGCCAUGGAUCAGCAGCAGGUCCACAAAAAGGUUGAUGUCUCCAGUGACGGUGAUAACAAUGAUAUGAAGGAGAUGGAUAGAGGCAAAUCGGCCCAGCAAAUAGCCAAAGAGGAGGAGAUGGCCUUUGAGGCCAACAGCUUUGCCUCAUACCGUAAAAGUUGGGAAUCGAACUGGGGAGCGUGUAGCCGCGGGUUCUUCGAAGACACGACGACCGUGAGUCCCAUGCACUUUACCCACUGCACACCUGGAUGCGACCCAGGAGAUGCCGCCAUCGCUGGGGCCACCCUGCAGAUCUUCACUAUCAAGUUCGAGGAGUUAAAAGGCGGCCUUGAGUGGCCAUUGUCUGUGUAUGGUGUGGUUGCUGCGCGAGACUGCGUGGAUCACAGCCGCAACCUCCUCUUCUCUUGCGAUAGGUGGAGGUCGCAGAACCUCAGUCAGGAAGAUCCUUUUUUGCGCUUAAUUGGCCCGUCUCGUGCGAUUGUGUUUACUGAUGAUGUUUACUUUGAAACCGAGCUAAGAGUAAAAGGCAAAACAUUGUCUCAAGAUACAGCAUUGGUUAGUGGGAGACGCCACUACAGCGGAGGACGUACCAUUUCCUUCAGCAACUGCUUCUGCAGAAUAGAGUUAUGCAUGGAACGAAUUCAUGAAACUGUCCAGGCCACUAUAUUGGGUGUCCGUGUCAAAAAUGGACCAUGGCCUUUUGAUUAUGGCGGUAAAGUGGCUUGCCUCUCACCAUCGCGGACAUAUAAGGUCACUGGUGGUAAAGUCUUUUAUACUACUCAUGCCCCAUCCAUGGAAGUUGUGAUGCUUGCUUCACGUGGUAGAACAAUGCCUAAGGGUUCAUGUGGUUACCUUCGUCUAUCAAGGCAUGUAGUUUCUGUAGAACUAGAAGGAAGCCUGAAUGUUGUCAUACAAGCCUACUCAGAAUCUGGUGAUAUCACCGCACAAGGUGAGGUUUGCUUCACGCCCAAAGUUUGCAAUAUAAGUCAGGAGACAUGUUUCUUGGGUGACAGUGACCCUAAGGUGGAAGUGGAGAUUACUGUCGCUUGGUCUCUUCUAGUUUCGAACAGGCGUCAUUUGAUGAUGAAUGGAAUGGACUUUGGAGAGUUGAAGGAAGCGGUCAGUGGGAUGGGAGUUUGAAUGUUGUGAAGAUGAUGGCUAAAUAGAGGCAUGGCAGAUCUCUAUUUCCUCUAUUUUUAUCCAUCUGGUCUGUUGAAGUGCCUUUGUAUUUCUGCAUCUAAUAGCAGAUAUUUAUGUUUAAUGACCAGAAAUUCGGCUAUAAAUCUGCAUGUUAUGCAGGCAACCAUAUGUGUAUAACUUGUAAGUUAUGUUGUAUUAAG